AUGAACGUGCUUGCCGCGUGUGAUUUCGAUCUCAAUUUCACCUUCGUGUUGAGCGGUUGGGAAGGAACCGCCGGCGAUGGCAAGUUGUACGAAGAUGCUCUGCGCAAAGGCCUUCGCAUUGACGACAAUCGAUUCGACAUUUUGGUCGCUGGAUUUGCUCUCACGAAGACAGCGUUGACGCCAUACCGUGGAAAAAGCAUCAUUUGA
Messenger RNA from Aphanomyces invadans, 207 nucleotides. RefSeq lists its product as hypothetical. Bases 1 to 207 code for a protein of 68 amino acids. The record is from RefSeq and is a predicted model, not a curated record. NCBI's taxonomy places the organism in Eukaryota, Oomycota, Saprolegniomycetes, Saprolegniales, Verrucalvaceae. The transcript has a single exon.